AGGAGGUGGGUCUACGCAAGCAGGGUGGGCGGAGGCUUCCGGCCAGGUUUGGCACUGACGUGGAGAAGCCAGUGGGUGCCCCUGCCUUGACAGGUAGAGAAGAGAAGAGGAGAACGCGGGCAGGUGAAGGCGGAUGCGGAGCUCGAGCCAGACGCUUCCGGGGCAGUCAGUAUCUCCCACGAGAAGGCAUUAAUAAUUUGGGACAAUGUUUGCAGACUUGGACUAUGACAUUGAAGAGGACAAGCUGGGGAUUCCUACUGUGCCUGGGACAGUGACCUUGAAGAAGGACUCUCAAAAUCUGAUUGGGAUCAGCAUAGGAGGAGGAGCUCAAUACUGUCCCUGCCUCUAUAUUGUUCAGGUAUUUGAUAACACUCCGGCGGCUCUAGAUGGAACUUUGGCGGCUGGUGAUGAAAUCACAGGUGUGAAUGGGAAGUCAGUCAAAGGGAAAACCAAAGUAGAAGUGGCCAAAAUGAUACAGGUGGUGAAGGAAGAAGUGACGAUUCACUACAACAAACUCCAGGCUGAUCCGAAGCAAGGAAAGACUUUGGAUAUCGUGCUGAAGAAAGUGAAGCACCGCUUGGUGGAGAACAUGAGCUCAGGGACAGCAGAUGCCUUGGGGCUGAGCCGAGCCAUCCUCUGCAAUGAUGGGCUAGUGAAGAGAUUGGAAGAGCUGGAGAGGACUGCAGAGCUAUACAAAGGCAUGACGGAACACACAAAGAGUCUCCUCAGAGCUUUCUUUGAGCUAUCCCAGACUCAUAGAGCUUUCGGCGAUGUUUUCUCAGUCAUUGGUGUACGGGAGCCUCAGCCAGCUGCCAGUGAAGCUUUUGUGAAAUUUGCAGAUGCCCAUCGUAGCAUUGAGAAGUUUGGAAUCCGCCUUCUAAAAACCAUCAAACCGAUGUUGACUGACCUGAACACUUACUUGAACAAAGCCAUUCCCGAUACAAGGCUAACUAUCAAGAAGUAUUUGGAUGUCAAGUUUGAGUAUUUGUCCUACUGUCUCAAGGUGAAGGAGAUGGACGAUGAGGAAUACAGCUGCAUUGCACUUGGAGAACCUCUCUACCGGGUCAGCACAGGGAAUUAUGAAUACCGCUUAAUCCUGCGUUGCCGCCAGGAGGCCCGGACGCGCUUUGCCAAGAUGAGGAAGGAUGUGCUAGAAAAGAUAGAGCUGCUAGACCAGAAACACGUGCAAGACAUUGUGUUCCAGCUGCAGCGUUUCGUUUCUACCCUUUCCAAAUACUAUGAUGACUGCUAUGCUGUGUUGCGGGACGCCGAUGUCUUCCCCAUCGAAGUGGAUCUGGCCCGUACCACACUGAGUUAUGGCCAGAAGGAUGUUUUCACGGAUGGUGCAGAGGAGGAGGAGGAGGAGGAAAGUGGGGAGUGCAACCAGAAGGAGGAAGAGAACGGUGAGAAACUCAUCGAUGAUGCCUGAGCUCACAAACUUGAUGAAGUGGGAAAUCCCUGCAGAGACUGAUAAAUUCUAUUUCUCUAGG
Molecule: messenger RNA, 1490 nt
Organism: Elgaria multicarinata webbii
Lineage: Eukaryota; Metazoa; Chordata; Lepidosauria; Squamata; Anguidae
Gene: PICK1
Product: protein interacting with PRKCA 1
Exons: 13
Coding region: 206-1429 (407 amino acids)
Biological process (GO): regulation of Arp2/3 complex-mediated actin nucleation; intracellular protein transport; positive regulation of receptor internalization
Cellular component (GO): postsynaptic early endosome; synaptic vesicle; neuron projection
Molecular function (GO): protein kinase C binding; protein domain specific binding; phospholipid binding
Source: RefSeq, a predicted model, not a curated record